Eufriesea mexicana is the source of this 2707-nucleotide messenger RNA. RefSeq names its product glycerophosphate oxidase 1 (gene Gpo1). Gene Ontology annotation, molecular function: glycerol-3-phosphate dehydrogenase (quinone) activity; calcium ion binding. Gene Ontology annotation, cellular component: mitochondrion. The coding region runs from base 223 to 2385 and encodes 720 amino acids. The transcript is spliced from 12 exons. The record is from RefSeq and is a predicted model, not a curated record. Gene Ontology annotation, biological process: glycerol-3-phosphate metabolic process. Lineage: Eukaryota; Metazoa; Arthropoda; Insecta; Hymenoptera; Apidae.
CAGUUUACAUCUUAAGUGUUGCUUGAUCGUUCACUACGGUUCAUUCGCUCGUGCGAGUAGUGAAAUGUGUGACAGCAUCCUCAUCGAAUAUGUGCACCGUUAAUUUUUAGUUUUACAUAUCGCACUCACCACCAUUGUGCGCGGGUGUUUUCAAUAGCCUUAUAGCUAUCAAUUUAUUUUACAAUCUUUCUUGAAAGAUUGUCCCACCAUAAGUGACGUAAGAUGGCAUCGCUGAAACUAUUAGUGGGGGGUGCAAGCGCCAUCGGUGCUAGUGCUCUUACUUCUUACCUAUUGAUGUCCGAUAAUACCGUACAUGCGGAUGUGCCACAAACAAGACCAGCGAAGAGACCUUUACCAACAAGAGAGGAACAAUUGAAGACAUUGAAGAAUCAUGAAGAAUACGAUAUUCUUAUCGUUGGUGGUGGUGCGACGGGGGCCGGAUGUGCAUUGGAUGCUUGCACACGAGGUUUGAAAACAGCUUUAAUUGAAGGGGAUGAUUUUGCUUCUGGUACAUCUUCUAGAAGUACAAAGCUUAUUCAUGGUGGUGUGCGUUACCUACAAAAAGCUAUAAUGCAAUUCGAUGUAGAACAAUAUAAAAUGGUCAAAGAAGCAUUACAUGAACGGGCAUCCAUGUUACACAGUGCUCCUCAUUUAGCUCAUCCUCUACCUAUUAUGUUGCCUGUUUACACGUGGUGGCAGAUUCCCUACUACUGGUUUGGUAUAAAAAUGUAUGAUCUCGUUGCUGGAAGCAAGACGGUGAAAUCGUCUUAUUUCCUCAGUAAAAGUAAUGCGUUAGAAUUAUUUCCCAUGUUGAAAGGAGACAAAUUAACAGGAGCUAUUGUUUAUUAUGAUGGUCAACAGGAUGAUGCCAGAAUGAAUUUGGCAGUUGCUCUGACUGCCUCACGGCAUGGUGCCACGGUUGUAAAUCACGUUAAAGUUGUCAAUCUCUUGAAAGGCCUUGAUAAGGAUGGUAAUCGAGUACUUACUGGUGCUCGUGUAAAAGACGAACUUACGGGUGAACAAUGGGAUGUGAAAGCAAAGGCGAUAAUAAAUGCAACAGGCCCAUUCACUGAUCAUAUUAGAAAAAUGGAUGAUCAAAACGUUAAAGAGAUCUGCUGCCCCUCUUCCGGUGUUCAUAUCGUUCUUCCAGGUUACUACAGCCCUGACCAGAUGGGUUUAUUGGAUCCAGCAACAAGCGAUGGUCGAGUGAUAUUUUUCUUACCUUGGCAGAAACAAACGAUCGCAGGAACGACAGACUUACCUUGCGAAGUAACGCAUAAUCCUCGACCUACUGAGGAUGAAAUUAUGUUUAUUUUACGCGAAGUGAAAAACUAUCUCAACCCAGACGUUGAAGUUCGUCGUGGAGAUGUACUAUCCGCUUGGAGCGGAAUUAGACCUCUUGUUUCUGAUCCUAACAAACCAAACACCCAAUCUCUUGCCAGAAAUCAUAUUGUGCAUGUUAGUCCCACAAAACUCAUCACAAUAGCUGGAGGAAAAUGGACAACGUACAGGGCAAUGGCUGAAGAAACUAUCGACGCAGCUAUUAAAGCUUGCGACUUAAAGCCUGAAAGACCCUGUCAAACAAAUGGCUUUCUCCUUGAGGGAGCUCAUGGUUGGAGUCCAACGAUGUACAUCAGAUUAGUACAAGAUUUUGGCUUAGAAUGUGAAGUUGCACAACAUUUGGCUAAAAGUUAUGGAGAUCGUGCAUUUGCUGUAGCAAAGAUGGCUUCUCUUACUGGUAAAAGAUGGCCAAUAAUAGGCAAAAAACUUCAUCCUGAAUUCCCAUAUAUCGACGCCGAGAUUCGAUAUGGAGUUCGUGAAUACGCGAGAACGGCAAUCGAUAUGAUUGCAAGACGAUUAAGAUUAGCUUUUCUGAACGUUCAAGCGGCACAAGAAGCUCUUCCAGGCAUUAUUGAUAUUAUGGCAGAAGAAUUACAUUGGUCACCAGAAGAAAAGAAAAGACAACACAAAGAAGCCAGUGAUUUUCUCGCUAAUGAAAUGGGACAAAUGGUUAAUCGUGCGUCACGUGACAAAAUACCUAUCAAUCUCACAAAGGAUGAAAUUCAAUUAUAUAUUAAACGUUUUGGAAUCAUCGAUAAAGACAACAAAGGCUACGUUUCCAUUAAUGAUAUUAGGCGAGGACUUAAGUUGUUCGGUGACAAGGAAGUACCUGGUGAAGAGCUUCAUGAAAUACUGCGCGAAAUCGACACUAAUAUGAAUGGUCAGGUCGAGUUGGACGAGUACCUUCAGAUGAUGUCGGCCAUCAAAUCUGGACAUGUGGCGUAUUCGCGUUUUGCAAGGAUGGCAGAAAUGGAAGAAGCUCAACAUGAAAAAGAAAUAUUGAAAAAACAGAUCAGCGUAGAGAGAUCAGGUGGUGGAUUGUAAAAGAGAUUUACGUUUUGCGGCACUGUACAAUUCGCACGCUUUUAAUAUGCGAUUCACAUAUUCGGAACGCAGCUCUGCGACGAAUUCUUUAUUACAGAACCAUUGUUCACUUUGAAUUUCAAUUGUAGCCCACUCUAGUACAAAUAUUCUAGGAUUACUAUUUUGCAAAUCUACUUAACUCUUCUCAUACUUUCUAUUUCGUUGUAUGUAGCUUUCAAGCUUUCAACAAAUGAAAUGAGGAAGAGAAAGAGAAAGAUUUUGACCUCGCAAAUGUAAAUCAGUUGCAGCUGUAUGAAAUCUUAUUCUAAUGAUCAAUGUCAAA